Messenger RNA from Grammomys surdaster, 4600 nucleotides. It is a transcript of the gene Cand1, whose product is annotated as cullin associated and neddylation dissociated 1. Gene Ontology annotation, biological process: protein ubiquitination; SCF complex assembly. Lineage: Eukaryota; Metazoa; Chordata; Mammalia; Rodentia; Muridae. Bases 362 to 4054 code for a protein of 1230 amino acids. The record is from RefSeq and is a predicted model, not a curated record. The transcript has 15 exons. Gene Ontology annotation, cellular component: nucleus.
UGGCCUCUUGCCCUAGGGAGCGAGUGCGGAGGGAGUGGGAGCGAGACGGCCCGAACGCAAGUGUCUGGCUUCCCGGCGAGGCCCAGCCAUCCGUCCCGCCGCCCAUGAGCUCGUUGCCCCGCGAGCAGCGCCGUCGUUAGGCCGUCCCCGUCACUCUCUCUCGUUCCUCCCCCUUUACCCCGGGGCAGCCAUUCCCCCACCACCCCCGUCUGGCCGGGGACUGGACGUCGUGUCGAAGCGCCUUCCCUAGUCCGCGUCGCGCUGCGACCCUGGAAGCGGGCGCCGCCGCCAACGAGAGGAGGAGCCCCGGCCGCGGGGCCCAGCAUCCACUGAGCCAGCAGGCGGGAUCGAGGCCGGCAACAUGGCGAGCGCUUCGUACCACAUCUCCAACUUGCUGGAGAAAAUGACAUCCAGCGACAAGGACUUCAGGUUUAUGGCUACAAAUGAUCUGAUGACAGAACUGCAGAAAGACUCCAUCAAGUUGGAUGAUGACAGCGAAAGGAAAGUCGUGAAGAUGAUUCUGAAGUUGCUGGAGGAUAAAAAUGGUGAAGUGCAGAACUUAGCUGUCAAGUGUCUUGGCCCGUUAGUGAGUAAAGUGAAAGAGUACCAAGUAGAGACGAUUGUAGACACCCUCUGCACAAACAUGCUUUCCGACAAGGAGCAGCUUCGAGAUAUUUCCAGUAUUGGCCUUAAAACAGUGAUUGGAGAACUCCCUCCAGCUUCCAGUGGCUCUGCAUUAGCUGCUAAUGUGUGUAAAAAGAUUACUGGACGCCUUACCAGUGCAAUAGCAAAGCAGGAAGAUGUCUCUGUUCAGCUAGAAGCUUUGGAUAUUAUGGCUGAUAUGUUGAGCAGGCAAGGAGGACUGCUUGUUAACUUCCAUCCUUCAAUUCUGACCUGCCUGCUUCCCCAGCUGACAAGCCCUAGACUUGCAGUGAGGAAAAGAACAAUCAUUGCUCUUGGCCACCUGGUUAUGAGCUGUGGAAACAUAGUUUUUGUAGACCUUAUUGAACAUCUGUUGUCAGAGUUGUCCAAAAAUGACUCCAUGUCAACGACAAGGACGUACAUACAGUGUAUCGCUGCUAUUAGUAGGCAGGCUGGCCACAGAAUAGGUGAAUACCUUGAAAAGAUAAUCCCUUUGGUGGUGAAGUUCUGUAACGUAGAGGAUGAUGAAUUAAGAGAGUACUGCAUUCAAGCCUUUGAGUCAUUCGUGAGGAGAUGCCCUAAGGAAGUUUAUCCUCAUGUGUCUACCAUUAUAAACAUUUGUCUAAAAUACCUUACCUAUGAUCCAAAUUACAAUUAUGAUGAUGAAGAUGAAGACGAGAAUGCUAUGGAUGCUGACGGUGGGGACGACGACGAUCAAGGGAGCGACGAUGAGUACAGUGACGACGACGACAUGAGCUGGAAAGUGCGGCGUGCGGCUGCCAAGUGCCUGGACGCCAUAGUCAGCACACGGCAUGAGAUGCUCCCAGAGUUCUACAAGACUGUCUCUCCUGCACUGAUAUCCAGAUUUAAAGAGCGCGAGGAAAACGUAAAAGCAGAUGUUUUUCAUGCAUACCUUUCUCUCUUGAAGCAAACUCGUCCAGUACAAAGUUGGCUGUGUGACCCUGAUGCAAUGGAACAGGGAGAAACGCCCUUAACAAUGCUUCAGAGUCAGGUUCCCAACAUUGUCAAAGCCCUACACAAACAGAUGAAAGAAAAGAGCGUGAAGACCCGGCAGUGCUGCUUUAACAUGUUGACUGAACUGGUAAACGUGUUGCCUGGGGCACUAACUCAGCACAUUCCUGUCCUUGUACCAGGAAUCAUUUUCUCACUGAAUGAUAAGUCCAGCUCAUCAAACCUGAAGAUUGACGCCCUGUCCUGUCUGUAUGUAAUCCUCUGUAACCACUCUCCUCAAGCUUUCCAUCCUCAUGUUCAGGCUCUGGUCCCUCCGGUGGUGGCUUGUGUUGGAGACCCAUUUUACAAGAUCACAUCAGAAGCUCUGCUUGUCACUCAGCAGCUCGUCAAAGUGAUCCGUCCUCUAGACCAGCCCUCCUCGUUUGAUGCAGCGCCUUACAUCAAAGAUCUCUUUACCUGUACAAUUAAGCGCCUAAAAGCAGCGGACAUUGAUCAGGAAGUCAAGGAGAGGGCUAUUUCCUGUAUGGGACAGAUUAUUUGCAAUCUUGGAGACAAUUUGGGUCCUGACUUAUCAAACACGCUUCAGAUUUUCUUGGAGAGACUCAAGAAUGAGAUUACUCGGCUGACGACAGUGAAAGCGCUGACCCUGAUUGCCGGUUCCCCUUUGAAGAUAGAUCUGCGGCCUGUGCUGGGAGAGGGAGUUCCCAUCCUUGCUUCAUUUCUCAGGAAAAAUCAGAGAGCUUUGAAGCUGGGGACCCUGUCUGCCCUAGAUAUUCUCAUUCAAAACUACAGUGACAGCUUGACUGCCGCCAUGAUUGACGCCGUUCUGGACGAGCUCCCUCCUCUUAUCAGCGAGAGUGACAUGCACGUGUCGCAGAUGGCUAUCAGUUUUCUUACCACCCUGGCAAAGGUGUAUCCCUCCUCCCUCUCAAAGAUAAGUGGAUCUAUUCUCAAUGAACUGAUUGGACUUGUGAAAUCACCUCUACUGCAGGGAGGAGCUCUUAGUGCCAUGCUAGACUUUUUCCAAGCUUUGGUUGUCACGGGAACAAACAAUCUAGGCUACAUGGAUUUGCUGCGCAUGCUCACGGGUCCAGUUUACAGUCAGAGCUCAACUCUUACUCAUAAGCAGUCUUAUUAUUCCAUUGCCAAAUGUGUAGCUGCCCUUACUCGAGCAUGCCCUAAAGAGGGACCUGCCGUAGUAGGUCAGUUUAUUCAAGAUGUCAAGAACUCGAGGUCUACAGAUUCCAUCCGGCUCUUAGCACUCCUUUCUCUCGGAGAAGUCGGACACCAUAUUGACUUAAGUGGGCAGUUGGAAUUAAAAUCUGUAAUAUUAGAGGCUUUCUCCUCUCCUAGUGAAGAAGUGAAACAGGCUGCGUCCUAUGCGUUAGGCAGCAUUAGUGUAGGCAACCUUCCUGAGUAUCUGCCGUUUGUACUCCAAGAGAUUACCAGUCAGCCCAAAAGGCAGUAUCUUCUGCUUCAUUCCUUGAAGGAAAUCAUUAGCUCCGCAUCGGUGGUAGGCCUUAAGCCAUAUGUUGAGAACAUCUGGGCCUUGCUGCUAAAGCAUUGUGAGUGUGCGGAGGAAGGCACCAGAAAUGUCGUUGCUGAGUGUCUAGGGAAGCUCACUCUUAUUGAUCCUGAAACUCUCCUCCCACGGCUUAAAGGGUAUUUGAUAUCAGGGUCAUCAUAUGCCAGAAGCUCAGUGGUUACAGCUGUGAAGUUCACUAUCUCUGAUCAUCCGCAGCCCAUUGACCCACUGUUAAAGAACUGCAUAGGUGAUUUUCUAAAAACUUUGGAAGACCCAGAUUUGAAUGUAAGAAGGGUAGCCUUGGUCACAUUCAAUUCUGCAGCCCAUAACAAGCCGUCACUGAUACGGGACCUUCUGGAUUCUGUUCUUCCACAUCUUUACAACGAGACAAAAGUUAGGAAGGAACUGAUACGAGAGGUAGAGAUGGGUCCGUUUAAACACACGGUCGAUGACGGUCUGGACAUUAGAAAGGCAGCUUUUGAGUGUAUGUAUACCCUUCUAGACAGCUGUCUUGAUAGACUGGAUAUCUUUGAAUUUCUAAAUCAUGUUGAAGAUGGUUUGAAAGACCAUUAUGAUAUUAAGAUGCUAACAUUUUUAAUGUUGGUGCGACUAUCUACCCUUUGUCCAAGUGCAGUACUACAAAGGUUGGACCGACUUGUUGAGCCACUGCGUGCUACGUGUACAACUAAGGUAAAGGCAAACUCUGUAAAGCAGGAGUUUGAAAAGCAAGAUGAAUUAAAGCGAUCUGCCAUGAGGGCAGUCGCAGCAUUGCUAACCAUUCCAGAGGCAGAGAAGAGCCCACUUAUGAGUGAAUUCCAGUCACAGAUCAGCUCCAACCCGGAGCUGGCAGCCAUCUUUGAAAGUAUCCAAAAAGAUUCUUCGUCCACUAACUUGGAAUCAAUGGACACUAGUUAGAUGUGAGAAGCGCAUGAGGACCAUGACAUUGACGCACAGUGCACUGAACUGACAAGGUGACCAGACAGAGACAUGGGAGAGAAGUGGCUAGAGCUUCAGGAUGUUCCACUUUUAUUUUCAUUCAUGGGAAGUUUGUUCAGCUUUCUUCCAUUGUUGUUUUUGUAGCUUUUACUUCAGAAAUCUGUAUUUCCAUAAUCCAGAGGUUGUAAAACCACUGAUGUUUUUAGUGGUUAGGGCAACGUUUGAAAUGGGAACUAAAGUUUGGAUUUAUGGAAUGUGGAAAUAGGGUCCAGUAUCUGUUUGCCUUGUAAUGUGUAGGAUUAAAAUGUUAAAACUUUAUGACCAUGGAUUUCUUGGUUUUGUAAAUUGUCUCAUUUAAAAUCAAUUCUGCAACACAAAGACCAUGUUUCUAUCCUUGUAUAACUUCUUCUUUCAGUGACAUAAAAUGAUUUUAAACUGGCAGAUCAAGAGUAUCCACUUAAGAUGUUAUAUUUCAGAGAGAUUGGCAUCUUAGCAAAGAUAAUAAAGUAUCACUCUUAAGUAUAA